Planococcus citri (citrus mealybug) is the source of this 2411-nucleotide messenger RNA. RefSeq lists its product as uncharacterized. Gene Ontology annotation, molecular function: DNA-binding transcription factor activity; zinc ion binding. NCBI's taxonomy places the organism in Eukaryota, Metazoa, Arthropoda, Insecta, Hemiptera, Pseudococcidae. The transcript is spliced from 3 exons. Bases 19 to 2241 code for a protein of 740 amino acids. The record is from RefSeq and is a predicted model, not a curated record.
GGACAUCCGUUCAUUAAAAUGUAUACCAGUUAUUCCCAAUGUGCUCAUGGACAGAAAUAUUAUAAACUUAAAAAUCAGAAACACCGCGAUCAUCCGAUUGGUAAACAAAAAAGAUUUCGCAUCCAAAAUACUAAAAAAAUGGACUGUCUGGCAGCGAUGAAAGUUUGCAGAGUAAUAUAUUUUCCGGAAUUUCGUUUGAACAAAGAUGUGACCUGUUUCAAGAGAAAGAAAACUGAGAUGAUGAAUAAUCUACGAAAAAAACUGAUAUCUGGCGAAGUUGAAGGCAGAGAAAAGUAUUAUAUAUUCAUCUCUCCUCCGAGUGCUCAUAAUCACCCAGUUAUGACAACUUACCUAAACCAGAAAUUAGAUGAUGGCGUAAAAAAUGAAAUUAAGAAGCUGGUAGAUAGCGGCAUCACAAGUACAUUCUUCAUAAAAGCAUCAUUAAAGAAGUUCAUUUUGGAGUUGCCAAAUGGCCAAAGUAUUUCGAAGAUGUCCAAAGCUUUUUACCCAUCUAAAAAGAUAAUUGCAAACUACAUCGCAAAAUUCACCUUACAAAACCGAACUAGUAACAUAGAUCAAGUUGCUCUUCAGUCAAAAGUUGAUAAUUGGGCAGCUGAUGAAUCGGCAAAUAUUUUUUAUCGUCCUCAUGACACAGAACAUGAUUUUUUGUUGUGUUAUCAGACAGCAUGGCAACAGAAACUGCUGCAGAAAUUCGGAAAUAUUGCUCUUUUAGAUGCAACGUAUAAAACGGUGAAAUAUGCAUUACCAAUGUUCUGUUUGGCGGUGAAAACGAAUGUUAAUUACUGUAUAGUUGGAAUGUUUAUUACUUUAUCCGAAACAGCUGAUAAAAUCGAAGAAGCACUUAGAAUUUUCAAAUCAUGGAAUAGUAGCUGGAAUCCGCAAUACUUCGUGGUUGAUUUUUCGGAAGCAGAAAUAAACGCAUUGAAGGCAGUAUUUGGAUGUUAUGUUUACUUGUGCGAUUUUCAUUGGGAGCAAGCGUGGGGAAGAUGGGUAAAAAAGCGUGAAAAUUUGGAUUUUGUUGCUGACGAGAAAAAAAUAUUGGAAAUAUUUCGAUGGAUUGCGAAUAGCCGUUCUGAGGUGCAAUUUGAAGAUAAUAUUGAGUCUUUGACAUCCAAUGAAGUUUAUUUGCGGAAUCCGAAAGCCUCUCGAUACUUUGAGAACACCUGGCUAACUGUAAAAGAUAUGUGGAUUCGUUGUUUUUUUCCAGAAGACUUUAUUUUCAAAAUCGUAACCAAUAACGGAAUCGAAUCGCAAUUUAAAAUGUUAAAGUACGGUUAUUUGAAAGUUCGAAACGUAAAAACGCUCAGCGAAUUGAUGACUUUAAUGGUGGAUGACGUUUUUCCUGAUUUAUUGAACAAAUAUGUUCAAAUGAAUUCGGUGCUUGACUCAAAUUACAAAGUGUAUAAUGAAGAGAUACCAGCUUUUCUGCGAAAUCGACCUGGACCAUUUAUUGAACAUGUUUAUGAACGCUAUACUGCUGCACAUCAGUUCUCUCUGAAUUCAAUUUUCUUUGAAGGUGAUAAAAUAAAAGUCAGAAGUGAAACGAAUCCAUUGCAGUCUUAUGACGUGAACUUCAAUAAGCCAUUUUGUAGCUGUGAGGAUUUUUGGAGAUUUCGAAUGCCAUGCAAACACUUUUGUGCUAUAUUUUUGCAUUUACUUCAAGUACUUUCGUUCGAAGAUUUGCCAAUUGAGUACAGAAACCAUCCUUAUAUUACAAUCAAUGAAGACUUCAACGCAUUUGGCCAUAAUCAAUUUAUUGAUAGCAUCGGCGCGGAUGAUAUACUUGUCCCAGAAACCCAGAAAGAAAAUGUAAACCAAGAUUGCAACCCUGAUCAGCUUCAUCACAAUGUUGUGAAUACCAGACCUGACCUCGGAAAAAAGGAAUUAUUCAAGAUAAGGGAAACCUGUAAAAUUCUCAUUGACAAAACGUAUAACAUACAGAUUAAUGAACCUGAAGAUGCGUCUGUACUGUCCGCUGUUGAAAAUAUGCUGCAGGAGGCGAGUAAAAAAAUGAAUGAAUUGCAACGUGUCGAUUUUCUUCCACUUCGAAGUUCUACCAACGAUAAGAAACAUCUUUUGGAGUUACCUACUCGUAGUCGUAAGUCUAAAAAACUUAAAAAAUCCAAAGAAAAUGAAUGUACCCUCAACAUUUUAGAUGAGAAUGAGAAUACUAUUUUCAAUUCGAUUGAGAAUACCCUUAUCGAUAAUACGAUUUUCUAGUUUUCAACAUUUUACGUUUUAUAAUUAUUAUAAGCUACCAAAUAACCAAAAUGCGUUUACUCGGUUGAUUAUGUUUUAAGUUACUUUACUUUUACUCCUUUAGUCUUAGCGUUUGUACUUGUAGGUGUUACAAUGGUACUGCAAUUAUUCAUUUAUCGUGCUUACGUUUC